UUCUGACUGUCUUGUGAGCCCAGCCUGGAAAGAGAGGGGUGCAGACGGCCGAUCUUGUCUUCCAGAAUGGCCGGGGUGCUGAACUCGGACGGCGUUAGCGCUUUCUCUCCUCCCUUCGCUUCCUUUCACGGGGUGAUGGAGUCGGCGGCGACGGCCGCGUGUACCUUGCUGUGUCCCGGAGCUUUCUGGCAACGCGUCUCCGGCCCGCAGGAGGAGAGGUUGCUGAAACAGAUGAGCUACGCCAUGGUGGGCUUUAUAUCUGUGACGGUAGUGUUCGUCCUCCGCCGGGCCGGGGCACCAUACGGCCGCUACGCUUCAGCCUCUUACGGCUACCCUGUUCCUGCCACCCUGGCCUGGAUGGUGCAAGAAGCGCCUGCCUUUCUUUUCCCUGGAAUGCUCGGGCUGUGUAGCGGCGGUAACCGUCUCAGCUUUUGGCCCAACCGGUUUCUGCUAGGACUCUUCCUCGUCCACUACUUUUACAGAUCAUUCAUCUUUCCUUUCAUAAUCCGUGGAGGAAAAUCAACACCAUUUUUUGUAUUUGUGUCAGCAUUUAUAUUCUGUUUAUAUAAUGGGUAUUUGCAAGGCCGAAGUUUAACUAAUUAUGCAGAAUAUUCAUCCAACUGGCUAACAGAACCACGUUUCAUUCUUGGGAUUGCAGCCUGGCUCAGUGGUCUCCUGAUUAACAUGCACUCUGAUUAUAUUUUGAGAAACUUAAGAAAACCAGGGGAGACUGAAUAUAAAAUCCCAAGAGGAGGAAUGUUUGAAUAUGUAAGUGGAGCUAACUUCUUUGGGGAGAUUAUUGAAUGGUGUGGAUUUGCUCUUGCAUGCAACACAGUAGAAAGUACAGCUUUUGCCAUCACUACAUUACUGCUAUUAGGAAGCCGAGCAUAUCGGCAUCACCAAUGGUAUCUCAACAAGUUUGAAGACUAUCCACGUUCCAGAAAAAUUCUAAUUGCAUUUGUGUUCUGAAUUCUGUCAGACUCUGUGCUUUGAUUGUGUAUAAUGCACUACAAUUGCAGGGGGCAGGGGAUGUUAGC
This is a messenger RNA of Notechis scutatus (mainland tiger snake), 1037 nucleotides long. RefSeq names its product steroid 5 alpha-reductase 1 (gene SRD5A1). Gene Ontology annotation, molecular function: 3-oxo-5-alpha-steroid 4-dehydrogenase activity. Gene Ontology annotation, cellular component: membrane. The record is from RefSeq and is a predicted model, not a curated record. Lineage: Eukaryota; Metazoa; Chordata; Lepidosauria; Squamata; Elapidae. Gene Ontology annotation, biological process: steroid biosynthetic process.